Suillus bovinus is the source of this 1685-nucleotide messenger RNA. RefSeq names its product NAD(P)-binding protein. The record is from RefSeq and is a predicted model, not a curated record. Gene Ontology annotation, molecular function: NADP binding; NAD binding; oxidoreductase activity, acting on the CH-OH group of donors, NAD or NADP as acceptor. Bases 449 to 1522 code for a protein of 357 amino acids. Lineage: Eukaryota; Fungi; Basidiomycota; Agaricomycetes; Boletales; Suillaceae. The transcript has 10 exons.
GCGCAUGCUUAUAGUUGAACUUGGGAUGAUCACGGGGUUGAUCACGUAAUCACAUCAGUUUCAACUUGCGGAGCAUGACCGCCUUCAAUGAUGCGGCACAUGCCACACUAGACUGUUCUUCUAACACCCUUGCUUUCCAGAUCAACAAGCUCAUCCAGAAUCCAAAAUUUAUGCCACUCGACGCACCUAUCCACAACCUACAACGCCUGCAGGACCCAACAUUACCUCGGGGCUCUUUAACUCGUUCCUUUUCGAAAUCCCCUAUGUAUAUCCGUACGGACCGAUACUAUUACAUUUACACAUAGCGGCCAACCAAUCAACUUCGUUCCUCAUUCACGUGGGAAUAUAGCGUUUCCGAUAACUCUCGAAGUCUGGCAAAUGCUCUUGACGAGUGCAACUUGACUGUGUUCACUUACUCUUUCUCUCCUAGAUAUUCAGCUCAAACGCAAUGGCGAGUAACUUUCUUCAAACUCCAGCCCCGCAUGCAGGCACAAUUCCCUUUUCUCGACCCCCAACUCCCGGAGUACACCCUCUUCAAAUCGGCUUUUGUGGUCUCGGGGCCAUGGGCUAUUUCAUGGCCCGAAAUCUAGCCAACUCUUUUAAAUCUCAACUACCGCCUUUGAUCGUGUACAACAGGACUGUGUCAAAGUCUCAGAAGCUCCUCGCAGAACUUGGCGCAUCCACCGUCAGAGUCGCCGAUACUUUUGGCCAGCUGGCUACGGAGUGCGAUGUUAUAUUCACUUGUCUCGCAAAUGAUGAUGUGGUAACGAGUGUUUAUAACGAGUUUGCGAAGGCUCUUGCCCAAUCACCUCCAACUAAGGUCAAAAUAUUUGUUGAGAUGAGCACGAAUUAUCCUGCGCUAGCUGGCGAUAUUGACAGGCUGCUGUCGAGCUUCCCUCAUACCCGAUUUAUCACUUCACCUAUCUUUGGACCUCCCCCAGCGGCAGAUAAGGCUACCCUUCUCAUUGCCAUGAGUGGAGACUACCGGUCCAAGAAGGAAGUCGCCUUUCUCCUUGUUCCUGCAGUAGGGCGAAAGGUGAUCGAUCUCGGAGAGAAUGUAGAAAAAGCUUCGACAUUAAAGUUGAUCUGCAAUGGUAAUCUCGCUGCUGCUCUGGAGCUUCUCGGCGAAACCCUGACACUGGGAGAAAAGUCUGGCAUUGGGCAGCAGACUGUAUACGACCUGAUCACAGAAAUCAUGCCAGCGCCAAGCUUGGUAGCAUAUAGCAAGAAGAUGAUCGACGACUCGUUUGAUGACUCCGUAGGCUUUUCUAUGGAUGGCGCAAUCAAAGACUCUUCCCACAUUCUUCGCCUAUCCGCGGAGCUGAAUUGCCCAAUGCCCGCCGUUAGUAAAGCGCAACAGAGCAUGAUUACUACUCGGGCCCUACACCAAGCACAAGUUGUCUCAGGGACACAGCAGUGGGACAUCAUAGACGAGAGCGCGUUGAUUGCGAGCAGCCGAGUUGCGGCUGGACUGAAUCCAUUCAACAGUAAGAAGGGAACAGUAGUUGUACGAGAAGACUGAAAUUUGAUGCUGCAGCAAAUCAUUAUUUUGAUAUAACCUUCUAAUUGUCCUCCUCGCUUAAGUCUCGUGGGCACCGAGUAUAGCCAGCAAAUUCGAGGACCCCAACGUGUGAACGUGAGGUCCGCAUGGAUUCGGGAUACAAACUUGACUGUAGUGCUAAUAC